Porites evermanni is the source of this 648-nucleotide messenger RNA. NCBI's taxonomy places the organism in Eukaryota, Metazoa, Cnidaria, Anthozoa, Scleractinia, Poritidae. The record is from the annotation of a GenBank genome assembly.
AUGGCGGACGCCCCAGACCCCGAUGAAAUUCUUCGUUCAACCCUGAGUGGAAAAGAAAAUUUCCAACGCAUUACACGACUUUUAAUAAGUGGAGGGACCAGCCUGCUGAGGGAGAUUUUCGACUCUAUAUGUCUUCCAAGAGAUCUUCCUACGAUUCUUAGCACUCCAGCAACAAAGAGAAAGCUCAAAACUACAUACCUCUCCAUACCACAGCGGCACUGUGUUAAUCCCUCCCCAGAGGUGUACGGCAAGUCAGAAGAUUUUGACAUCACCCUGCUAUUCCGUUUGCUGAGGUCAAUAUGCAACCUCACCCCUCCCUCCAAGGGAUGGGAUGCACCACCAGUCACUGCAGAUCACAGUUUAACAGCUGAUAUAGCAAGAAUAAAGUAUUACCGAAACUCAGUCUAUGGUCACGUGAACCAAGGCAUGACAAUUUCAGAUGAUGAGUUUUCAACACUUUGGCAGGAAAUCAGUGAAGUUCUUGUGAGGAUCGCUGGGCAGAUCAGUUCUACAAGGAAAACUGCAUGGCAAGGAGCCAUUGUUAAAUAUUUAACAGAUCCUCUUAAAACUGAAGAUGAACGAAACGUGCAAGAACUUAAGGCGUGGUAUAAAAGUGAUACGGAGUUCAAGGAACUCCUAGAGAAAAUG